Messenger RNA from Penicillium subrubescens, 1436 nucleotides. RefSeq names its product NADH kinase POS5. NCBI's taxonomy places the organism in Eukaryota, Fungi, Ascomycota, Eurotiomycetes, Eurotiales, Aspergillaceae. Bases 104 to 1414 code for a protein of 436 amino acids. Gene Ontology annotation, molecular function: NAD+ kinase activity. Gene Ontology annotation, biological process: NAD+ metabolic process; NADP+ biosynthetic process. The transcript is spliced from 3 exons. The record is from RefSeq and is a predicted model, not a curated record.
CUUGCACCUCAACAGAGUCGUUCUGUCUUUCUCGUGGCUUUCUUAGCUGCUGAAUAUGUGACCGGGGAAAUAAGAAGACUCUCAUAAAGGUCCCAAGCCUACCAUGUCGGUCUUGCAGUGCGCUCCUUGUCGCCGUUUCUCCGGGCAGUUCUUGCGGCGCCGCUUCUCGUCCUCCGCAACGCGUCUGGAGAUUCGCGAUGUCGGCGCUUUGUCGCAACGUUUGAUUCCAAGGUAUCAAGAAAACCGAGGCGAGCUUCUUUCUCUACAAUGGCCGGCACCACCGCGGAAUGUACUUCUGGUGCGGAAGAACUGUGCACCAGCAGUAACAGACUCCCUCGUUGAAUUUGCCAAUCACAUCACCUCCACAUAUCCCUCCAUCGCCGUCAUCCUCGAAUCCAAAACUGCCGCCGAAAUUCACGAAUCACUCUCCUACCCAGUAUACACAGCAUGCUUGGAAGACAAACCGACAGCCUUUCAUGAUAAGGUAGAUCUUACGGUGACAUUGGGAGGAGAUGGCACGAUAUUACAUGCCGCCUCUCUGUUCGCUACAUGUCCCAAUGUUCCCCCAGUCUUGUCAUUCAGCAUGGGCACCCUCGGUUUCCUGAGUGAGUGGAAGUUUUCCGAGUUCAAACGAGCCUUUCGAGAAGUCUACAUGUCUGGUGCUGGCGCUGGAGAUCGCACACCUGUCCUCGAGACUCAUCCGCUGGCGUCGGAAAAAACACCAGGUCUGGAGACUGGUGAGUCAUCGUUGGGCCCGACGGGAUGGUCAUCUGUGCGAGGACAGUCCAUGGGUGCUACUCGAGGGGCCCCGAUACUCAUGCGCAAUCGUUUGAAAGUCGGACUCUUCACAGCAGACGGUAAAGAAACUACUGCGGUCCGUGGCAAGACCGAUCAUGGCCAAGGUGUAUACGUGAUGAACGAGCUGCUCAUCCAUCGAGGCAAAGAGCCUCAUCUGGCCGUGGUGGAUAUCUUCGUGGGCGGUCGGUUCUUGACUGAGGCCGUGGUUGAUGGAAUUAUCAUCUCGACCCCGACUGGAAGUACAGCAUACAGCCUCAGCAGCGGCGGGAGUAUCGUGCAUCCACUAGUCCCCUCCGUCCUCCUCACCCCCAUCUGUGCGAGAAGUCUUAGCUUCCGGCCUCUCGUUCUUCCCUUCAGCACACCGAUCACGAUGCGACUUAGUGAGAAGAAUCGUGGCCGAGAACUAGAAGUCAGUUUGGACGGUGUUAAUCUGGGCCAAGGUAUGGCCGUUGGCAUGGAGGCACGAGUAUGGAAUGAGGAGAUGAGGCAUGGCGAGAAUGAAUGGCAAGGUGGUGUACCAAGUGUCAUGCGCAGGAGCAUGGGUGGUGAAGCUCACGAGGGAUGGGUUGGCGGUUUGAAUGGACUGCUCAAAUUUAACCACCCCUUUGGUGAGUGAAUUUGUAGAUCUGUUUGUGUAU